This is a messenger RNA of Chrysochloris asiatica (Cape golden mole), 1330 nucleotides long. RefSeq names its product chromosome unknown open reading frame, human C1orf122 (gene CUNH1orf122). The transcript is spliced from 3 exons. The record is from RefSeq and is a predicted model, not a curated record. Bases 608 to 940 code for a protein of 110 amino acids. NCBI's taxonomy places the organism in Eukaryota, Metazoa, Chordata, Mammalia, Afrosoricida, Chrysochloridae.
UCGGCCACGCGGCCCAGGCAUACGGCCAGCGGCUUGGUCUCGCUGCGGCCCUUGAGACGGUACACAUCUUCCAGUGCCGCCGAACAGCUCGCCGAGCAGGCCAGGCCAUACAGCGUGUCGGUGGGGACGGCCACCACGGCGCCGGCGCGUAGCUCGGCCACGGCGGCCCGCAGCGCCUCCGUCCAGCCGGCGCGCUCGGGGCUCUCAGACCGCACGGCCCCACUCCCUGGGAGCCGCAGCAGCCGGGCCCCCGGCGUAACCGGAGAGGUGCUCGGCGGGCGAAAGAGGCGGCCGCUCCGGGAGGAGCCCGCCGGCCCCUCACUCAACCCCAAGCUGGCAGCCACGGCGGCCCUCAGCCCCCUGCACGGACGCGCCGGAGACAUCCGCCGGGGCCUGCUUCCGGGAGGAAGUGACGCGGCCAGUGAACUUCCGGCUCGGACGGCUCGGCCCCACCUCCGCGCCGGGCACCUUAAAGGGACCGCGACCCCCAGGAGGAUUGAAGGAGACCGGUGGGGACGGGGCGGGGCGCAGCUUGGCGAAGCCUUAGCGCAGCGCUGGGGAGGGGGGCGGCCGAAAGGGGGGCGGUGGUCGGGCCGCGCAGGCGGAGAUGGAAUGGGGCCCGGGCUCAGACUGGCCACGGGGGGAGGCUGCCGGCGUGGACCGCGGGAAGGUGGGGCUGGGGCUCGGCGGGAGGCCAACCCCGCAGCCGCCCCGGGAUGAGCGCGCCCAGCAGCUGCUGGACGCGGUGGAGCAGCGGCAGCGGCAACUCCUGGACACCAUUGCUGCUUGUGAGGAGAUGUUGCGGCAGCUGGGCCGCCGGCGCCCGGAGCCGGCUGGUGGUGGGAAUGUCUCAGCCAAACCCGGAGCACCUUCCCAACCAGCUGUCUCCGCCAGAGGUGGCUUUCCAAAGGAUGCUGCUGAUGGAGCUGCCGAACCCUGACCAUCCCAGAGCCAGGCAUCCUGAACUUCUCUGCCUCCCCGGGGCUGGUGGCUGGACUCUGAACACGUCCCUUCAAUAAAGGGGCCAGUCUUCACUGGCAGUGGCUGUUACUUGGCUCUCAGCCUUGGGUGGCAAAGAGAGCUCUGCUAGCUGCUGGGUUCACUCCCACUUCAUCCUGGCUGAAGGCGGGUGCUGUGCUUUGAAAAUGUAGCCAACCAAUACCCUGUCUGACUACCCGACUUUGGGCAGACUAGCAGUGCUGGCCAGGGUGAUCUGGUCUUCUUUGGGGGAUCUAGGUGGUGUUUCGUGUCCAUUUCAUGUUUUGGGGGCUUCUAGCCCUACAACACACCUUCAGCAGAGCCUUGAUUAAAAAGAGACCUGCAGACUUUC